This is a messenger RNA of Aphidius gifuensis, 3100 nucleotides long. Its product is annotated as protein Skeletor, isoforms B/C. The record is from RefSeq and is a predicted model, not a curated record. Bases 769 to 2877 code for a protein of 702 amino acids. The transcript has 10 exons. Lineage: Eukaryota; Metazoa; Arthropoda; Insecta; Hymenoptera; Braconidae.
AGUCAUCAUAACGAUAACACGCGCAACGCACCCCCGCGUUUUAAACGCGGCUUUACAAGCCCUCCCACCUCCCCGGUCUGCGUAUUAUUAUCUAUAACGUAUACGCAAUCAAGAUCGUUCGCGAGUGUGGAUGGUGCUUCCUGCGUCCCAUUGUCGUCUUCGUCCCACCAUAAUUAACAACCUGAUAAUUAAAAGAAAAUUAAUAAAAAGAAAAAAAGCUCAAAAAAAUAUCAAAAUGAACCGACAAAUUAAAACAAGUUAAUUAAUUUUAAAAAAGUGAAAAAUGUGUGUGAUGGUGUUAUUUGGGUGCUCGUGGCAUUUACAUAAUUUAAUAUUUAUUAAUAAUAAUCAAAAAUAAUAAAUAAAUUUAAAAAACUGUGUUUGUGAUAAAAUUUUUUUUUUAAUUUACAAAAAAAUUUAAUUAAAAAAUCAGUGGAAAAAAAAAAAAAUAUAUUAAACAACAUAACGUUUAUUUUUUUAUUUUUUUUUCUUAUAAUUUUAUUAUUAUUUAAUUUUUAUUUAUUUAUUAUUAAUUUAUUAAUUAUUUUUAAUUUAAUUUUUUAUUAAUUUAUUUAUUUUUUUUUUUAAUUUUAUUGUGUUGCUCGUCUUUUAGUUCAUUGAAAGUGACAACAGUAAUAAUAGUGGGAGUUAAAUAAAUAAAUUUAAAAUAAAAAAAAAAAUAAAAUAAAAAAUUGCGUGGAGGUGACGGAGACGAUAUUGAGGGUACGCGGGAAAGUCUCGAGAGUCGACAUUUAGCGCUCAUAAGUUAUGGCCAAGAAUACUGUUAUUGGAUUGGCUUGGAUGGGCCUGACCUUCCUCGUCCUUGCUCCAAAUUUUGUUUUAUCGAGAACAACAGAUGCAAAUUAUUAUGGAACAUUUAUUGGAAAACUUAAAGAUUAUGCUCAUGGUAUACGUGGAAAAGUAUAUGCAAUUGAUGAUACAAUAAUAUUCAUCAAAGGUUUUUCAUAUGAUGGAACAGCACCAGAUGCAUUUUUUUGGAUUAAUAAUAGUACAAUACCAGGACCCGGGGGUGAAAUUGUACCGUAUCCAGAAGGAAGAGAGCCACUAGUAUUGACGGCCUACAACAACACAGACGUGAUUUUACGAUUACCAGGAGGUAAAAAAAUUCGAGAUAUCAAAUGGCUAAGUGUCUGGUGUCGACGUUUUACUGUAAAUUUUGGAGAUGUUGCAAUACCAUCAAAUUUAGAAAUACCAAGAUUAAAAAUGUUACCAGAAUUUUCAAGACUUGCACAUGGAUUGCGAAGUGGUAAUAUAAGUAUACUAGAUAGUAAAACAAUUUACAUACCAAAUCUUCAUUAUGAUGGAGCUGGUCCAGAUGCAUAUUUUUGGGUUGGUACUGGAAGUGAGCCAAACAUCAUGGGUACAAAAGUACCAAAUGAAAUGGGAAGUUCAUCAAAAUUACGUGGAUAUCAGGGUGAAGAUAUUGAAAUUGUUUUGCCAGGAUCAAUGACUAUUUUUGAUAUUGAUUGGCUAUCAGUUUGGUGUGUUCAAUAUAAACAUAAUUUUGGACAUGUUAUGAUACCAAAAGAUCUUGAUGUACCACCAGCAUUGGGUCAAACAAAAAUAACUCCGCCUUGGUGGUACAUACCAACUGAUCCACCAGUGUCAAAUGGAAUGCCAGGAGGUCAAGAAUUGACAAAUUGCAAAGACAUGCUUGAAGGUCGUGUUCAAGUACAAUGGGAAUUAAUGGGUGAAGAUGUACAAAUACGUUUAUCUGGUAGAAUAAAUGAAGAUCAAUAUGUUGCAUUUGGUCUAUCUGGUCGUGAGGGAAAAGCUGAAAUGGUUGGUGGUGAUGUUGUUGUCAUUGGUUAUGAUAAAAAAAAAAAAAAAUUCAUUGCUGAAGAUUAUUAUAUGUCUGAUAUUGCACAAUGUGAUGGUACAAGAGGUGUUUGUCCUGAUGAACGUGUUGGUGGUAAAAAUGAUGCAAUAUUACUUGAUGGUGAAAGAAAAAAUGGCAUUACAACUGUAACAUAUGUACGACCAAUGCGUACAAAUGAACCAGUUAAAGAUCGUAUGAUACCAGAAAGUGAAACAAGUGUAAUUGCUGCAAUUGGAAUUUUAAAUGAUCGUGGUGAAGCAAAUGCUCAUUGGGCAGGUGAUAAAACAGUCGAAGAUAUACGUAUUGAUUUUACAUCAAAAAAUAUUCAUGAAUGUACAAAUUCAUUGUAUAAUUUACCUGAUGAAUCUGAUGAUGAUGAUAAUCUAAAACCAUGGCCACCAGCAGUAAUAACAGGUGUUAGUAAUUUUACAGCAAGAAUUGGACCAACUGGUGGUAAACGUGGUUAUUUAAGUAUAACUGGACAACCAUCAUGGGGAAUAGCAUGGUUUAUAAAUGAACUUUUGAUACCAGAAAUAACAGUUGAAAGAGGUAAAACAUAUGUAUUUAUUGUUGAGGGUGGUAAUGAUCCAACAAAACCAGCAAGAUAUCAUCCAUUUUAUAUAACAUCAAGUCCUCAAGGUGGAUUUGGACAAAAAACUGAAUCACAAAGAUCAAAUGAAAAAGUAUUUGCUGGUGUUAAUUAUGAUUCAGAUGGUUAUCCAACACCUACUGCUGUUGGUAGAUAUUGUGAAUGGGCACAUAUGACUGUUGAUAUGAGUUCUGAAUCACCAACAUUUGCUAAUUUUUUUGAAACACUUAGACUUGAUUGUGAUCAAGGUGAACCUGGUGAACUUGUAUGGACAGUUACUGAUGAUACACCAGAUCUUGUUUAUUAUCAAUGCUAUACACAUCAAAAUCUUGGCUGGAAAAUUCAUGUUAAAAAUCUUGGUGAAACAUCAUCUAGCAAUUGUUUAUCAACAUUAAAUGGAUUAAAAAUAUUUACAAUAAUAAUUAUUGCAAUUUUAUCUACAAGAUGAAUCAACAUCUAUAAAAAUAUGACAAUAAAAAUUUAAUAAUAAAAUACAAACAAAAUAAAACAAACGUAACAAUAUCAAUAUUUAAAAAUAAUAUUGGCUAAUAAAUUUUUAGGUAAUCAUUAAAGUAUGAAAGUUAAAUGAGACAUCGCUUAUAUGAAAAUAUCUUUGAUACACGUAUACUGAUAAUUAAAUUUAGAAAUAAAAAAAAAAAAAACACAAAAAA